Molecule: messenger RNA, 973 nt
Organism: Ceutorhynchus assimilis (cabbage seed weevil)
Lineage: Eukaryota; Metazoa; Arthropoda; Insecta; Coleoptera; Curculionidae
Source: the annotation of a GenBank genome assembly
UUUUAAAGCUAGUUUGGUGCAAAACUAGAGCGGUUUCCUAAAAGCUGUUUUUGCUUUUUAAAAACAUCAUGAGUUGGGAAUGUAUACAGAAAUAUGAGGAAGACAAAUGUAGAAUUGAAGAAGAAACUCUCAAAUCAACAGAAGAAAGUUUGGCGCUUCUACAUGAAACUCAAGAAUGCGGUAUUUCUACAGCAUCCGAACUUUACGUUCAGGGACGUCAAUUGAAAAAGAUCGACGGACAAUUGGACCAUCUCAAUAACACUCUUGUGACAUCACAAAAAAAUAUAAAUGGAUUAACAUCUAUGUUUGGUGGACUGAAAAGUUGGUUCGGUAACAAAAAAAAGGCUCAAGAUGAAAUAAGUGUAAAAACAAUACUGGAUGAUGACAAGCACAUAGAAAAAUCCAAUUUAGAACAAAAUAUGACUAAUUAUAAUAAUUUUUCUGUACAAUCUGAUGCUCAAGAAGUACAAAAUCCACCUGAUUUCAAUUCUAGAUUCAACAAUAACAUGAGUGAAAUGUCCAAAAGUAUUUCAAUGUUAAAAUCCCUUGCUACUGAUAUCGGUGAGGAAAUUGAUGAUCAAAACAUUUUGAUAAGCGACAUAGCAAGGAAAACUGAGGAAGUAGAUAUUAAAAUUUUACAACAAAAUAAAGAAAUGAAAAAAAUCUUAGGAAAGUAAUAUUUCUUUAUUGUAUCAUCAAUACAAGUUUUAUUAGUUUAUCAAUUAAGUCUAAAUAAACAUCAAUAGGAAAUUUUAUUUAUUUGCUAACUGACCUUUAUUGAAGUGACAAAACAAAUUUCUUAUUAAAUAUUCCCCAAAUUAGACUGAACUUUCCUUUAAUACUUAUGUACAAAAAAAAAACCUUAAGAAUAUGUAGGAAACUAUCUGCCUCUGCCACCUGCGCUGACUUGCUGCUGCCAAGGAGCAUUUCCUCUGCCUCUUUGAGGCGGACCACCCCUUCCACGACCUCUUGC